This is a messenger RNA of Caenorhabditis sp. 36 PRJEB53466, 3211 nucleotides long. The record is from the annotation of a GenBank genome assembly. Lineage: Eukaryota; Metazoa; Nematoda; Chromadorea; Rhabditida; Rhabditidae.
AUGAUCUCAAGAAUGUUCAAUCAUUCGAAGAAUCCGAUUGGAAGAUUGCUGUGAGUUGAAUCACUCGGAAAUUGGGGUGUUCUCUGUGUUCUCGUUGCAUUUCUUCUCCGUCCGUUUUCUGUUUUUCACUCUCUUGUCUCGCCGUCUCAGAACCCAAGUCAAAUUAGAAAAUGUCAAUGUUCACUGAAUAAUUCACUGCUGAAGAGGACCUCAAUGCAUUCGAGAUCGAUAGCCGCUCUUCCGUUUCCGUACCACCUUCUGAAUCCGCAAAGUCCUUCGCUCCUCCGUCGUCGCCGUCCUCGUCUGCUCCGCCCCUUCGCCGUGUUUGCUCAACUAUUCGGAGUCCCUCUUCGCCGCCCUCCUAGUCGCCAUUCUGUCGUCGACACUUCCGAAAUUGCUCCGAUUUCUGAGAUCAAGCAUGGAUAAAAGCGAAGAGGAAGAGGAGGUGGAUGUUCCGACCAAUCAGCCGGGCUCUUCAGUCGAAAAACCGAAAACUCCGACCGUCGCAUUCACGAAACCGAGGUGAGAGUGUCCGGAAUGGAAACGGAAGCGCGUACUUUAACAUAUUGAGCACAAAAUAGUAUUCAACUUCCGUUUUCCGGGUGCAUCCUCGGAAGUAUGUUUUCCGUUUUGGCAUCUCGUUUCUCUCUUUUUUCGUUAGUUUUUUUUGAGCCGCCCGCCUGCAUAUUCUUUCUUUGCCGAAAAGCCGAAAAGAUAUUACGAAAUCUCGGAGCACAUAACGCCUCAAACUGACGUUCCGCGCCGUGAGUUUGUAGCUGCCACGUCACUGUGAAAGCACUCAACCGAAUGGAAAUGAGUGCAGAAACCGGAGAUUCUUGCGGGUCCUCUACCCUUUUAUAAAAACUACUCAUCCACUUUUUAUUUUACAUUAUCGAUUCGGUUUUCCGCCGUAAAACAGCUCAUUAUGCAAAUGUGGGCCUUCUUUGCUCAUUUGUAUCCUUUCUUUGAUUUCCUUCUCCUCCUCAUUUUUGAAUGAUGGUCGCUCGUAGUAGACACGUAAUGGCUCUUUCGAGGGCGACGCACAAAAGCACGGCCAGAAAAGGGCUUUUUGGAUUACUUUUGGCAAAAGCAUGUCAAUGAAAGUGUGUGACGUGAGGGGGGAAGAAAAGUGGGCGAGAAAACGGAGAAAAGUGGAUAGAUGGAGGAAAGUGUUGCGGCAGCGAGAGAGAGAGAGAGAGAGAGAGAGAGAGAGAGAGAGAGAGAGAGAGGUCCCUUUUGCAGAAAUGACAUUAGUGGCGAAGGCGAAUAUAAUUGGAAAUGCUGCAAUUACUUGAGGCUCGCUAAGCAAGGGUAGCGUGCAGAAUCAUUCGGAAUCAAGGGAAUACUUGAAAUUGAGAAUGUUAUCCCGAACAAAUCUGCCUGCUUUCAGUUUCUACCGAGUGAAUACGGUGAUCAGUGAUGUGAAAGUGUGCCGCUCGAUGUCCUACGAUAUGUGUGGAAACCAUCAACAGGAACUGCUCUUCGAUCUUUAUAAGGAUGAAACGACCGGAAAAGUCUACCUGCCGAGAUUCUUCAAGGCGCUCUUGGAGAGCGGAAUCCGGAAAGACGAUCCACGGAUCGACAAGAUGAUACAGAACAUCAAGGACGCGGAUAUGCUUGACGACUUCGUCUGGGGCAGCCAGCACAUGUAUCUCGAGAAGGAGACGUUCAAGAAGUACAUCGGAAGCAGCAUCGGCGUGGUGACGAAGGCACUAAAGAAGCAGAUGAUCAUCCCUGAUUGGGAGCACUUUGUCGGCGACAUGGGCGAGCUGUUCGAGGAGUGCAGGGACUACACGGGCGGAGAACUCGCCACCUACAUUCCUCAGUUGUCGAGAGUGCCGCCAAACAGCUGGGCGAUGUCGGUGUGCACGAUCGAUGGACAACGCAAGAGCUGGGGCGACGCGUUGAAGCCGUUCUGCCUGCAGAGCGUCUCGAAACCGUUCACUUAUGCGCUGGUGCACGAUGAAAUCGGACCGGAGGCACUGCACGCACACGUUGGACAGGAGCCGUCGGGAAGACUGUUCAAUGAUAUCAGUCUGGAUCAUAACAGUGAGUGGUGAGGGAUUAAGGUAGUAAGUAGAAGGAGAAGGGGAAAUGCGUGCUCCGCCAAAAUUACUCAAUCUGCAGAGAAACCACACAAUCCGCUGAUCAAUGCAGGAGCCAUUGUGGUCGCUUCUCUUCUCAAGAAUAAUCUGCCGCUCGCCGACCGAUUCGACUUUGUAUGCCCAUCUUUUCCCUCCGAUCUCUCGGACGUUCUCCCUUAUUCCAGAUGAUCCACGCGUGUCGAAAGUUCGUUGGAAACGGAUACGUCGGCUUCAACAACUCGGUGUUCCUCUCGGAAAGAGAGACCGCCGACCGCAACUACGCCCUUUCGUACUACAUGCGCGAGCACAAAGUGUUCCCGAAGGAUCUCAAUCUGCAAGACACUCUCGACCUCUACUUCCAGUUUUGUUCGAUCGAGACGAACUGCGACUCGCUGGCUGUGAUGGCUGCCACGUUGGCGAACGGAGGAGUCAAUCCGAUGCACGGAGAGCGCGUAGUCAACAAUCGGUGAGCUCCGCCAACCCAUCACGAUCAUUUCCCUUGUUUCAGUGCCUGCCGGGACACCCUCUCGCUCAUGUACUCGUGCGGAAUGUACGACUGGUCCGGCCAGUUCGCAUUCCACGUGGGACUUCCGGCCAAGUCGGGAGUGUCCGGCGACAUGAUUAUUGUCAUUCCGAAUGUGAUGGGCAUUGCUCUGUACAGUCCGCGGCUCGACAAACUCGGAAAUACGGUGAGGGGCGUGAAGUUUGCGGAGCAUCUUGUGCAGAGGUACAACUUCCACAACUACGACAGCCUCAUUUACUCGGACAACAAGAAGAUCGAUCCGCGACGGCAAUUGAAAGACGAGCACGACGGACAGAACAAGUUCAUGUACGCGACGAAGAUGGGCGACAUCGCCGCGAUCAAGAGGUUUCUGCUGAUGGGACACGACAUUCACUGCAAGGAUUACGACAAUCGGACGGUUUUGCACGUGGCGGCCGCCGAAGGAGACGUCGUCACACUGGAGUACGUGCUGACUAAGUGGCAGCAGGAUCCGGACCCGCACGAUCGAUAUGAUAGAAGCCCGCUGGACGACGCGAAACACUUCAAUCACGCGGCGUGCAUCAAGCUGCUCGAGGAAGCGAUCGCCAUUUACAACGUGAAGAACCAGGAUCAAGAUCAAGACUAA